CAAAUUUAUUGUCUUGGUCUUUGAAUUUGAGUCUGAGUUGAGGAGCCAAGAAGAGGAUGUCGGGUAUGGGUGACGGGUACGUGGGCACCGCCCAAGACGCGGUGAGGAUUCGACGGUUGGAGAAGCAGAGAGAAGCGGAGCGUCGCAAAAUCCAAGAACUCAAAACCAAGUCUGCCUCCGCCAAGGGCCAACCCGGUCUCCUCCAAUUCGGUUCCAGCACUUCCGAGAUUCUAGAGACCGCCUUCAAAAAAGAAACCGUGGGUUUGGUCACCAGAGAGCAGUAUGUGGAGAAGAGGGUUAAUAUUCAGAGCAAAAUAGAGGAAGAAGAGAAGGAGAAACUUCAGAAGCAGCAGCAAGAGGAGGAGGAGCUUCAAUUAGAAAAGCGUAAAAAGAGGAAGAUCAAGGGCAAUUCUCGACUUUCCUUUGCUGAGGAUAUUGAUAGUGAAACCCAAGAGGAGGAGGAGGAGGAACCACGUCUUAAUAAUCUGGAAGCCAAUAGGUUAAGGCGUGGUAAACUUGGUAAAGAUCCUACUGUCGAAACUGGCUUUCUACCUGACAGUGAGAGAGAGGCUGAGGAGCAAGCAGAGCGGGAAAGGCUGCGGAAACAGUGGCUCCGUGAGCAGGAGCAAAUCCGAAAUGAACCUCUUGAAAUCACUUACAGCUACUGGGAUGGAACUGGUCACAGGCGUGUGAUCCAGGUACGCAAGGGUGACAGCAUAGGAGAGUUUCUUCGUGCAGUUCAACAGCAGCUUGCUCCUGAAUUCCGAGAGAUUCGAACAACUUCCGUAGAAAAUUUGCUAUAUGUGAAAGAAGACCUUAUCAUUCCACAUCAACAUAGCUUCUAUGAGCUAAUUGUGAACAAAGCUAGAGGCAAAAGUGGGCCGCUUUUUCAUUUUGAUGUGCAUGAAGAUGUACGAACAAUUGCUGAUGCCACUAUAGAGAAGGACGAGUCACAUGCUGGUAAGGUUGUGGAAAGGCACUGGUAUGAAAAGAACAAGCAUAUAUUUCCUGCUUCAAGAUGGGAGAUAUAUGACCCAACAAAGAAAUGGGAACGUUAUACUAUCCACGGAGAUUGAUUUGAGGAUGCCGUAUCGCUUGCAUUUGCUGAAUUUACCUUUAAUUUGAUCAUCAGAUGAGCAUCUGCACUCCUUUGUGUUUCUUUGUUUCAUUGUAAAGACUUGGACCAUUAGUUCAGGGAAUUUGAGCGUGUUUGUCUUGUCAAAUACGUUCUAAUUUAUUUUUCUGUCUUAUUUUUCUGUUUGAUAGUUAGCUUAGUUUCUUAGAUGCAUAAUGCAUCGUUCUCAUGAUUCAAUAGCUGAGCAAUAGACCCAUGUAUUGCAUCUGUUAUUGCAGGCCAUUAAUCUCUCGUACACAAUUCAAUAGUUGUAGCAAAAAUAGUGUAUCGAUAAAAAUAUAUAUCUUAUCAAGAUUCUACUA
This is a messenger RNA of Vigna angularis (adzuki bean), 1437 nucleotides long. Its product is annotated as protein XAP5 CIRCADIAN TIMEKEEPER. Gene Ontology annotation, biological process: chromatin organization. The coding region runs from base 57 to 1076 and encodes 339 amino acids. Gene Ontology annotation, cellular component: nucleus. The transcript has 12 exons. The record is from RefSeq and is a predicted model, not a curated record. Lineage: Eukaryota; Viridiplantae; Streptophyta; Magnoliopsida; Fabales; Fabaceae.